Messenger RNA from Sycon ciliatum, 1967 nucleotides. Its product is annotated as P-selectin-like. Bases 405 to 1166 code for a protein of 253 amino acids. Lineage: Eukaryota; Metazoa; Porifera; Calcarea; Leucosolenida; Sycettidae. The transcript has 6 exons. The record is from RefSeq and is a predicted model, not a curated record.
AAUGUCCGACGACUGUUCCUACGCCUACAUUUGGAGCAGUUAUUGCAGGAAGUAAUGAUGUGUUCAGCUCCAGGCAAUAUAUCUGCAAUCCUGGAUAUCAACUGCAAGGUAGUUCGCAUACAAUUUGUCUCUCAACUGGUGCAUGGUCAGGUCCAACACCUAUAUGCAAACCCAUAGCAACGCAAUGUCCUGCCAAUCCACCGUCUCCGGUAAAUGGGGUCGUAUCUGUUGGCGGUCGAAAUGCUUUCACGAUCAGAACCUACUCCUGUAACACCGGAUAUCAACUGUCUGGAGCCACAACAACUGUGUGUCAAACAACUGGAGCAUGGUCUGGAACACCACCAACAUGCACUCGUGUUUUGUGUAGAAGUCAAGUGGCUCCUUCUAAUGGAGCUAUUGCUAGUAUGUCCUUGGAGAUUAAUGGUGCAACAAUUUUCACAUGCAAUCCGGGAUACAAUGUAUCCGGCAGCAGUGCAUCUGUUUGUCUUCCCACUGGAACAUGGUCGACUUCACCACCAACGUGCCAGCGAGUGUUGUGCCCUGACCUCUCUGCACUUGCAAACGGAGCAAUAUCCGCUGGUAACAACGAGGUGUUCACCGUGCGACGAUUCACAUGUAAUGCAGGGUUCAAUCUUGUAGGUAAUCCAGCAACAGUGUGCUUGCAAACGGGAAGUUGGUCCGAUGGUACACCUCAUUGUAUUGAGAAACCAACCACGUGCCCGAAAUUGCUAGCGCCAGCCAAUGGAUUUAUUGAUAACGGGAGCCUAGAUGUUGGGUCCGCCCGUGAAUAUUCAUGUGCUGCCGGUUACAUGACAGAGGAUUUACUACAGACGGCUUGCUUGAAAAACGGACGUUGGUCUCAACCGGUUCCAGCCUGCUAUAGAGGACCCACCACAGGUGCACAAACAACAACAUGUUCAACAUCUUCUAAUGUCAUUGCAGGAGCAAUCGGCUUUUUUAUUGGCUUGUUAAUUCCUGGUAGCUUUGUUCUAGUUCACCUUUUCCGCUCGCGACGCGGGAGUAAGAGAAUCACGAUGACAGACAACAUCGGCCAGCCACCGACCAUUUUCAGGAACCAAUUGACCAAGAGUCAAGCAUAUGGAAUGGACCUGACCACGAUUGAGCCGACCCAAGAGCCAGAGUAUGAAGCGGUAGAGCAAACCUAAUCUCCUGUUACUCUCUUCUAUCACUUUUUUUGCGUUUGGAACACAGCGUGCCAAACAAUUUUUGCACUUUCCUCAUCCCUAACGUUAGCCUAUUGACAUAGUGCAAAGCCCAAACCCGCAGAAAAGGCACAGAGUGAACUUAUCACAAAAUUCUAAAUGAUUCUUUCAAUGGCGUUCUAUUUUAUACGUAUAAUGCACGUUUUGGGAGUCUUAUUUUAUCAGAUAGCAUGAGAACAUCAACAUCUUUUAAAAAUUAUUUUGGUAUCGUUCAAUGUCUCCAUUGCUUUUAUCCAAUUUGUUCACAGUUAACAAACUUCGAAUUUUGUUAUGCCCACCAUGUUUGUACCCAUUGUUCAAAAUUCCUUACCUCAUGCUUUGGGCCAUUAAAUACGCCAGCGGUUGAAGGAUCUGUUAGACCCAUCGCAGGGUUGAAAGCUCCUUUCCACGCAGUUCAGCUAGCUCCUUUGAUUCAGCUUUGAUCAAAGGGAUGUGCAUAUUCUUGCAUCUACUCAGAGCACUUUGAGAACAAUUUUUGGGCAAUUAUCUUGUUCCUUCAAGUGUUUAUUCCAUUUUUUAUAUCAGGGCAAUAAAGGAUACAGUAUUAUUGAUUAUUGUUGUCAACAUGCCAUUUCGUUCAAUGUGUAUGUGGCUUUUUUCCUUUGAUUUAACCACAUGGUAUUAUGAAUAGUCACCACCACUACGCAAAGGUCGUUUAACCACAUUGCUUGAUACCAUUCGAUGAUUGUUUGAGUAUACACACUUUCACAUGCUACACACAACACAAUUCUAACUCGAAUCUGA